CUAAAAACCCCAUCCUCCCCUCAUUCGUUCACUUUCAUGGACUACCACCGCUCACAGGCCAGGAUCUCUGCCGAUCAGCAGCAGUUCACGUCGAAUAUCCAGCGGAGUCUAAUAGCAUGCAAUAAUUGCCGCCAGAGCAAGACCAGAUGCAAUCCUCCGUCAGAUGGUAAAAAGCAGGGGCCUUGCGAGCGCUGUGCCCGGAAAGCGCUUCGAUGCCAGUUUGUGGAGGACAGAUCCCACAAGGCUGAUCCUCAACACGCCAGUGCCCAAG
Molecule: messenger RNA, 271 nt
Organism: Mycena citricolor
Lineage: Eukaryota; Fungi; Basidiomycota; Agaricomycetes; Agaricales; Mycenaceae
Source: the annotation of a GenBank genome assembly